Molecule: messenger RNA, 2876 nt
Organism: Lucilia cuprina (Australian sheep blowfly)
Lineage: Eukaryota; Metazoa; Arthropoda; Insecta; Diptera; Calliphoridae
Exons: 2
Coding region: 1856-2005 (49 amino acids)
Source: RefSeq, a predicted model, not a curated record
CUAAAACCAGCAAACCGACAACAACAGCGGGCGCAAAAAAACGGAAAACAAAAGCGGUUGAAAUAUCAACAAUAAAAAUACGCAAAAAUUAUUAAAAUGAGCAGAAUUGGAAAUUAAUAUAAAAUUUUUUUUUAAGUAAAAGUGAAAAAUAUUAAAGAAAUAAAAAAAAUCUAUAAAAAAAUAUUUAAGAAAUUGUAAAAAAUCAAAAAUUUAAUUACUUAUUAAUAAAGCAAAAAAACACGUCUCGUUUAAAAUCCCUAAGUGAUUUUAACAUUAAAAAAUAAUCCACAAAAUUUUAGCACAAUUUUGAAUUACGUGCUUUCUUUUCUUUAUAACGAGCAUAAAAUCGUGCUUAAACACCAAGUGUAUCAGUAUAAUAUAGUGAUUUUAAUAAAAUUUAUUUAAAAUUAAAAAUUUAAUGUAAUAGACGAGAUGUCGUUGUCAUCGUUAUUAUCAGUGGCAGCAGCAACAGCAUUAUCAUCAUCAUUAUUAUCAUCAUUGUCACAAUCAAUGUUGUCGGCAGUCAGCAGGCAACAGCUGUUUUAAUGUAAACGUUUGUCGGUAUUUUUCAUUUCACAAGUUGUUGUUUUUGUACAUGUUUGGUGCUACGGUGUAAAAAUUCCCACCGAAAAAAAUUUAAUAUUAACACAUAAUGCCUAAAGCUAGCAAGAGAGCUAUUUUAAAAGAAAAUAUAAUACGGAAACGGAUGUGAAAAAAAAACAUAGGAAAACUGACUCGUUUAAUAAACGCAAACAGUAACAAAAAGAUGACAAAUAUUGUGGAAAAUAACAAGCGUAACAUAAAACUAACAAGGUAUGAACAAUGUUUUAACUACAACAACAAUAAGAGCAAUCGUAGCAGCAGUAACUACUGGAUUAUAGAACAGGAAAAGGAAACAAACGAAAUUGCAACAAAUGUUAAAAUAACAAAAAGGGAGCAACUGCAGAGACAAAAACAACAUUAUUUAAAUAAAAUAAACACAGCUACAAAAAGCGACUAAAUUGAACCAGAUAAGUUAAAGCUGGAACAACAAGGGAAAAUAGCAAGUUUAACAAUAAACCAAGCAAUUUUUUAUAACUGUUACAUGAAGCAAAAAACCACCACAUGGCAAAAGUGCAAUAUUAGACAAUAAAAGUGCAGUGCAGUUGAGUUCAGUGCCUAGAGUAAAGAAAAUAACAGUAAAGCAGCAAAGAGGACAAAAAAACUAAACGAAUACAGCUGCUUAUUUAACAAACUAAAACAACUUUUUAGUUGCUGGAAAACUAGAAAACACAGUUUACAAGAAGACUAAGUCAAAAUCUACAUAACAAAAGAACCAGCGAGCGUAAAUUAACAUCAAGACAUCAGCCAGUCAGCUCUUCGGUUAAUAACACACAAUAGACAACCAGAGUUAGAGUCAGGGGAAGAGCAGUAGAAAAGCAGCAGGUGUUGGUAAACCAUACUGGCAGUAAUAAAAUGAAAAUGACUUGGUUACAUUAAUAUCCAUUACAUCAACUUCUAAAAGUAAAGAAAAACAACAGGAAAACUUAUAUUAAAUCCCUACAGUUAGUUAACCUCCCCAUUUGCAUCUUCUCACUUUUACUUUUCAGUUAGAAAAUGUUUUAAUAUUUUCCUUUUAACCUCAACACAAGACAUUUCAUUAUACACGUGCAUUUUACAUAAAUAAAAAUUAAAAGAUACUCACAGCUAACGUCGAGGUAUAUUAAACGACAACAACAGUGAGGUUUUAAAAUAUAUACAAACACCACGCUUACACUCACGAGCUAAGAGUUUUGGCUUUUAAUCCUUGUUGGUUGGAUUGGUUGUUAUUGUAAGUGUGUGUGUGUGCUUGUGUGUUGUGGUUGCAGUUGUAGUGAUGUGGCGCGAUAUUUUUUUAUAUUUAACACUAAUCGUUUUAUUUUUCUUUAUUUUCUUGGCACAAUUAAUUGUCAAUGUGUAUGCAUUUCAACGUCAGCCCCCCGUACCCAAACCGAAUGCCGAACGUAAUGAUAUAAUCUUUGUUUAAAAAUAACGGUUGUAAUUAAAAAUAGUGUGGCAAGGAAAACAGCAACAAAGUAAAACAAUUGAAGGCAUGAUGAAAAUUAAAAAAAAAUCUAACAAAAUGUUUAAGGGGAAAUGUAAGAGAGAAGAGAGAGCCAGAGCAUGGGAAUAACAGUAUGUAUGUUACAAAUGGUUAGAAAAACAGAUCAGUAGAAAACAGAAUGUGUCAGUCAGGGAGUUGUUUUGUUUAAACAAUACAAAAGAAGUUGUUUUACAUUUUUGUUGUAUUUCUUUUUUGAACGAAAGAAAUGAAAUAAAAAUGUAAACAAUUUCAUGACAUUUUAGUUGUUUUAUUUUUCUUUGUCUUUUUUCUUCUUUGGUUUUCUUUAAACUUGUGCAUAUUUUCAUAAACAGCCAACAACUGUAUUAUAACAUUUAUUUUCUUUUUGCUCUUUUUUUGUGCUUAAAACAUAAAGCUAAUUAGCAGACAACGAUGUUGAGAAAAAAAGUAAAUAUUAUAAUUAAAUAAAUGUUACAAACUCCUAACAGAAACUAGUGUGUUAAGGAAAAAAACUUAAUUGUAACAGUUUAACAGGAUUCUUUAAAGGAAAUGUAAACGGAAGUUGUUUGUAAAAUCCAAAUGAAAAGUCUAAAAAGCAGAAUAAAACUAAAACGUACAAGUUAUAAUUAACUUAAAGUUAAAUAAAUUAAAUUAAAAAUGUAUUUUAAAGGAAAUGGUGUAAAGCAUUCAACAAUAAUUAAAAGCAAAUUGUGCAGUAAAUAUUAAAUUAAAAUAUUUUCUUUUGUUUUAAUUUUAUAACAAUUUGUGUAAAUAUUUUUUAUUUAUUUUUAAUUUGCAGCGCACAACAGGUCCGAUAGAGACCUAGGUGUAUUUC